AUCAAUUUUCACAGUAUUGCGAACAUGGUGACCACCGCUGAUUCUCCUGCGCCGGCGGCGCCGCCUGCUGCGGAAACGGUUCCAGUGGAUGUAUCAGCUAUGAAGAACAAGAAGUGGAUGUACGUCGAUGCAGCAGGUGGUCAGAAGGGACCCAUGGACGAAGCAGUGUUGAAACGAUUGCUUCGUCGGGGCCUCGUCCACGGCGAGACGUACGUGUGGUCGCCGGAGUUGCCUGUUGCAGAAUGGAAAAUGGCCAAGGACAUCGCGCUAUUCACGCCAGUGUGUGUACUGUGGCAAAAGGUGCCCCAGUGGCACUACUACGACCACCUGAAAGUCCAGCAAGGUCCGAUCUCGACGGCCGACUUGGUGCGCAAGUUCGAGGACGGCGAUGUCGACGGGCUGACGCUAGUGUGGAGCUCGUGCCAAGUGGUUGCAACCUGGACUCCCAUGGGUGAAGUGAGUGCCUUGAAGGAAGAGCUCCAUGAGAUCAACCUCGAGCGAGAGAAUGAAGAAGCCAUCUUGGCGACGCAGCAGUCGUUGGAUCCGAAGCUGCAGACAUUCCACGACGAUGCGUCGUCGACGCGGGCGAUUGUGGCCGAGGACGGAAAGGAGUUUAUAUACGACCCAGACACACGAAAAUGGAUCACGCCAGAGGACAAAAUUCUCGACGAGUUGGAGGACUUAGCCGAAGAUCGCGGCGACGAGUCGGCCAAGCCGGUCAAGAAGGCGGCUCCACCUGCCAGUUUAAGCCACUCGGACAUUCUGGAGGCGGCCGCCCUGGCAGCGAAAACGGAUGGCGGCGGCGACGACAGCACCGCCCCCACCAUCGACACAACAAAUCCAAAGAAGCGCAAAAAAUCAAAGUCGAAAAAAACCAAAUGGACGUCUUCCAAGCAAAAAACAUGGGUGUACAUCAACGGCCUGCCGCUUGACAUUACGAUCCCAGAAGUGCACGACCACUUUGUCAAGUGCGGCGUCAUCCAGAAGGAUUUGCACACGGACGACCCCAAGAUCAAACUGUAUCGCAACAAAGACACGGGCCAACUUAGCGGCGACGGUGCAGUGUGCUACAUGAAGGAACCGUCGGUGGAAUUGGCGAUUCAACUCCUGGACAAGUCUGACAUCCGACCCAACUGCCCCAUCGACGUGUCUGUGGCCGUGUUUAGCCAAAAGGGCGAAUCGUUUGUCGAACGCAAGCGCGUCAAACUCGAUAACCGCGCCAAAGUCAAGAAAUUCGAGCAAGAAAAGGCAUUGUCGUGGGGGGCAGGAGGCGACGAAGAAUUUCGCAUUGUCGUGCUCAAGCACAUGUUCAAACUGGACGAUUUCGAUGACAAGGAAGAAGGCGACGAGCUGAAAGAAGACAUCAAAAAGGAGUGUGAGACGUUGGGGGACAUCGCGAAAAUCACAUUUUUCGAAAAGCAUCCACUGGGCGUGGUGAUCGUCAAGUAUCACGACGCCGAGGGCGCGGAAGCGUGCAUUGACAAGAUGAACAAUCGGUGGUUUGCAGGCCAGCGCAUUGAGUGCAGCUACUGGGACGGCACGAACUACGUGAUCAAGGAGUCGGACGUUGAAGAGGCCGAGCGUACGGAAGCGUUUGGGCAGUGGCUAGAAGAAGGCGGGUCCGACGACAGCGACGACGACGGCGACGAUGGGAGGAACGAUGGCAUGCAUGCUGGCCGACGGGUGCUGCCGGAUUCCGACGACGAAGAGGACGCUGAUGGGGAAGAACAAGUUCACGCAGGUCGAGUGCUGCCCGACUUGGACGACGAUUGAUCACGACUAAAUGUUGAUAUACAGUACAGUACUGUCUGUGCACACCUGAACGCAGGAGUAUGUUCAUGCCAUUGGUCAAGGUGUAAAUAACAACAUAUUUGGACGGGA
Messenger RNA from Aphanomyces astaci, 1881 nucleotides. RefSeq lists its product as hypothetical. The transcript is spliced from 6 exons. Gene Ontology annotation, biological process: mRNA splicing, via spliceosome. The record is from RefSeq and is a predicted model, not a curated record. NCBI's taxonomy places the organism in Eukaryota, Oomycota, Saprolegniomycetes, Saprolegniales, Verrucalvaceae. Gene Ontology annotation, molecular function: RNA binding. The coding region runs from base 25 to 1773 and encodes 582 amino acids. Gene Ontology annotation, cellular component: U2 snRNP; U2-type spliceosomal complex.